Nilaparvata lugens (brown planthopper) is the source of this 1366-nucleotide messenger RNA. Its product is annotated as putative phosphatidate phosphatase. The coding region runs from base 252 to 1094 and encodes 280 amino acids. The record is from RefSeq and is a predicted model, not a curated record. The transcript is spliced from 6 exons. Gene Ontology annotation, biological process: signal transduction; phospholipid dephosphorylation; phospholipid metabolic process. Gene Ontology annotation, molecular function: phosphatidate phosphatase activity. Lineage: Eukaryota; Metazoa; Arthropoda; Insecta; Hemiptera; Delphacidae.
GGCAACGAAAACGCCUAGCGGCAGCACAUUGAACUAGAUGCCGGUGUUGUAAUACCACAUUCAGACAGAAUCGUUUCAUUCAUAGUAGAUGGUUGUAGUUGUUGUUCAUAGUAACGUAGUAACAGUUUGCCUCUCCUGGCUUGUGCAGUGAUUGUUGUGAAUGUAGCGCGUCUAUUCAUUCAACUUUUAUAAUUAUUUCACACCGGGUUGUUGUUUAAUUUGCAAAAGUGGAUAAGUUUUCGCUCACUGGCAUGGCGUCCUUGUUUGGACUCUUCAAUCGGCGAAUGAUCAUCGACUUCAUUUGUAUAAUCUCAGUUGGAGUUGCUUUAUUGAUCGUCGAGCUAUUUGGAAGUCCUUUUAAAAGCGGGUUUUAUUGCUCGGAUACAUCAAUAAAAUAUCCAUACUAUGAAUCAACAAUCUCAACUGGAGUGUUGGCUAUUGUAGCGCUUCUCUUUCCUGUACUUAUUAUGAUGAUAUGUGAAGGCAUCUACCUGUUCGAGUCGAGCACGCCACGUGACUCGUGGAACAGCAUCAGUCUGCGACUGGCAACACUCUGCUACCACUUUGGUGGCCUGUUCAUCUACGGCGCCGGCCUGUGCCAGAUGUCGGUGACUGUCGCCAAGUACACGGUCGGCCGCCUCAGGCCACACUUUGUCGCUGUCUGCCAGCCAAGCGUCAACUGCAACACCCACGACCCCUACGACUAUGUCACCGACUAUGUGUGCACUAACCGGGACAAUGACAAAACGCUCGAUGCCAGGCUAUCUUUCCCAUCUGGACAUGCUUCAAUGGCGUUUUAUUCAGCAACGUACACAGUGCUGUAUCUUCAAAAACGAAUGCCGUGGAGAGUAUCAGUGGUGGUGAGCCACUUAAUUCAAGCUCUGUUAUUGUUUGGAGCGUGGUACACAGCUAUGACCAGGAUACAGAACAAUAUGCAUCACUGGGGGGAUGUGCUGGUAGGCAUGCUCAUUGGAGUAUUCUGGGCAAUAUUUUUCGUCAAGUACGUGGUGAAUCUGCAGUUGACCGCUUCCAGCGAAAGUGAGACGAGUAUUCAUCGAUCCAGCCGGGAGACAUCGAAUAAUGCUGCCGUAUAAAUCAAUGUUGCAAACUGAACUUAACAUGCAUUCAACACGGAUGCGAUAUUCUGUUCUCGUUUUAGAGAGCAAACCAUAUCUAUAAAUAAAAUUAGUCGUCUACAAAGUGUUGACAAAGAUUUACCCGAUUUCAAGUGAUUUUUUUUAUGAGAGAAGGCUUAUCAUCAACAAAUUACCUACAUAUAAAAUUGCUCACAAAACAUCAAGUCUGCUGACACGCAGAAGGCAGCCGGGUUAUAGCAAAGCAAAUAAAACUGAAGCAACUUCAUAAA